AUGGAUUCAUCCAACAGCACUUCCCAUGGCGAUGAAGAUAUGAAUAACGGUCAGGCUCAUUCUUCAAGUUUCUCUAACAAAUCAAAUAGUCGGCAUUCAUCUUCGUCUGAUCAUUCUUCAUCCCGUUCACGAUUCCACUCAAGAUCGCGAUCAGCCUCGCCCGCAUCAAGCUCACUUUCUAAGAAAUCAAAAUCACGUUCAUAUUCCCGUUCUAGAUCUAGAAGUUUUUCUAAUUUUGAUGAGGACAGAGAUAGUGGGAAUAGUGAUAAUCCUCGACGGAGAAAGAAUCGUCACAGAUUGGUCAGAAGGUCCCGCUCGACUAGUUUUACUCGUAUUCCCAGCAAAGAAAAUGUUAAUUCGGCAACAUCGAGUGGUUCAAAGUCGCGAUCUUCAGCAUCUUCGUAUCGCUCUUCUCGCUCAAAUUCCAGUCGUUCUCGAUCUCGAUCUCGUUCUCGAUCCAUAUCUCCUUGUCCUUCUGCGACGUCCAUCAAGUCAUUCAAUAAAAGAGAUCCUAGAGAUAAGUCAAAGCGUGUCAAGUGGGAUAAUGAAGUAUUUAAAAUUUUUUGA
This is a messenger RNA of Protopolystoma xenopodis, 567 nucleotides long. The record is from the annotation of a GenBank genome assembly. Lineage: Eukaryota; Metazoa; Platyhelminthes; Monogenea; Polystomatidea; Polystomatidae.